Molecule: messenger RNA, 1671 nt
Organism: Aspergillus nidulans FGSC A4
Lineage: Eukaryota; Fungi; Ascomycota; Eurotiomycetes; Eurotiales; Aspergillaceae
Product: MCM DNA helicase complex subunit MCM4
Exons: 5
Coding region: 1-1671 (556 amino acids)
Biological process (GO): premeiotic DNA replication; nuclear DNA replication; pre-replicative complex assembly involved in nuclear cell cycle DNA replication
Cellular component (GO): DNA replication preinitiation complex; nucleus; rDNA protrusion
Molecular function (GO): 3'-5' DNA helicase activity; 3'-5' DNA/RNA helicase activity; single-stranded DNA binding
Source: RefSeq, a predicted model, not a curated record
AUGAAAGAAGCGUUUUUCCGCUGUCAAGCUUGCAACCAUUCAGUCCAAGUGGAUAUCGACCGCGGCAAGAUUGCCGAACCCACCAUUUGUCCGCGUCAGGCAUGCCAGGAGAGAAACUCGAUGGAAAUCGUGCACAACCGCUGUGUCUUUGCCGAUAAGCAGGUUAUCAAGUUGCAGGAGACUCCUGAUAGCAUCCCUGACGGCCAGACACCUCACUCAGUUUCCCUGUGUGUUUACGACGAGUUAGUAGAUGUGUGCAAAGCAGGUGACCGCGUUGAGGUAACCGGAAUCUUCCGAUCGAACCCUGUGCGAGUCAACCCUCGCCAGCGAACCCAGAAGACACUCUUCAAGACAUAUAUUGAUGUUCUGCACGUUCAGAAGAUCGAUCGCAAGAAGUUGGGCAUCGAUGUCUCUACCGUCGAGCAGGAACUUUCUGAGCAGGCUGCUGGAGAUGCUGAGCAGAUCCGCAAAAUCUCUGCUGAAGAGGAAGAAAAGAUCCUGCGGACAUCUACAAGACCUGACUUGUAUGAGCUUCUUGCUCGAUCACUUGCGCCUAGUAUUUACGAGAUGGACGAUGUAAAGAAGGGUAUCUUGCUUCAGCUAUUUGGUGGCACCAACAAGUCCUUCCAAAAGGGUGGUAAUCCACGUUACCGUGGCGAUAUCAACGUCCUCCUUUGUGGUGACCCCUCCACAUCGAAAUCUCAACUGCUCCGAUAUGGUUCAUCAGCCGUUGGUCUUACUGCUUACGUUACUCGUGACCCCGAAACCCGCCAAAUGGUUCUGGAGUCUGGUGCUUUGGUACUGUCUGAUGGAGGUGUUUGCUGCAUUGACGAAUUUGACAAGAUGAACGAAUCAACCCGGACAAGUAUUCUCGCCUCAGCAAACCCAAUUGGCAGCAGAUACAACCCGAACCUGCCGGUACCGCAGAAUAUUGAUUUGCCACCUACCCUUCUGUCUCGUUUUGACCUUGUAUAUCUUGUUCUUGACCGCGUGGACGAAUCGGAAGAUCGACGGCUUGCAAAGCACAUUGUCAACAUGUAUCUCGAGGAUAGACCGGAGAACGCGAGUGAGCGCGAGGUUUUGCCGGUUGAGUUUUUGACGGCCUACAUCACCUAUGCCAAGACCAAGGUGCACCCCGUUCUUACUCCGGCCGCAGGUAAAGCCCUCACCGACGCAUAUGUGAGUAUGCGUAAGCUUGGAGACGAUAUUCGCUCCUCGGACCGCCGAAUCACCGCAACUACCCGUCAACUUGAGUCCAUGAUUCGUCUGUCUGAGGCUCAUGCUCGUAUGCGCCUCUCUGCAGAGGUGACCGCAGAUGAUGUUGAGGAGGCCGUGCGCCUGAUCCGGUCUGCCAUUAAGCAGGCGGCAACCGACUCUCGGACAGGUUUGAUUGAUAUGAGUCUACUCACCGAAGGCACAAGCGCAAGCGAGAGACGAAACAAGGAAGCUUUGAAGCGCGGCAUUCUAGGAGUGAUAGAUGACUUGGCCAGUGGAGGCGGCGCGGCUCGCUGGGCGGAAGUUUAUCGGGUCCUAAGUGACCAGGCCAGCUCUGAGGUUGAUAGCGCCCAGUUUACCGAAGCUGUUCGUGCGCUCGAGUCAGAAGGUAUUGUGAAUAUCUUGGGCGAAGGCGCGCGGAGGAGCAUCCGACGUGCGGCUGGCGCGGUUCUGUGA